Messenger RNA from Astyanax mexicanus (Mexican tetra), 5093 nucleotides. It is a transcript of the gene brdt, whose product is annotated as bromodomain, testis-specific. Gene Ontology annotation, cellular component: nucleus; chromatin. The record is from RefSeq and is a predicted model, not a curated record. Gene Ontology annotation, biological process: chromatin remodeling; positive regulation of transcription elongation by RNA polymerase II. NCBI's taxonomy places the organism in Eukaryota, Metazoa, Chordata, Actinopteri, Characiformes, Acestrorhamphidae. Bases 499 to 3843 code for a protein of 1114 amino acids. The transcript has 21 exons.
GUUUUUUAAUUAAUUUAUUUUUAAAGAUUUUUGUGGUGGUAUAUCUACAUUAUGACCUUUUAAACGAGGGGAUGACACUUUUAUAUAUAUAUUUUUGUUUUUAUUGUGUGAAAAGAAAAGGAGAAAUGAGAGCACGUGAACCGAAUUGACCAAUCGGAGGCCGCGCUCCGAGCAGGAGGGUAUAAGUAGCGGCUGGGUCGCGGGGAGAGCCGUUGGUCCGCCAUUAGAAGACUCGCUGGCGACAGUGUGUUUUUGGAUAAAUGUAGCGUAAAAAUAAAGCCAGUCGUUUGAUUUUUAGACUUUAUUUUGAAGUAAUUGUCGUAGACCUCCUGUACCCUGGGUGUAGAGACGUCAAGAUCCUCCGAAACGCUCAUGUUGCGCCGGAAAGAGGCGGAAAGUGUGGAGCAGGGCGAGGAUGUGUAAUGAGUGCUGAGCUGCCCAGCGUAUCUUCCCCAGCCUGCCUCUCUGCACCUACUGCACUCUGAAGCACGCUCCACCAUGUCCCACACCAUGCUCACCGCGAAGGGGAACCCGCCUCCCCCCGAGUAUAAGAACUCCAAAAAGCCGGGCCGCCUUACCAACCAGCUGCAGUACCUGGAGAAGGUGGUGAUUCGAGCUCUGUGGAGGCAUCACUUCUCCUGGCCCUUCAGACAGCCUGUGGAUGCUGUGCAGCUCAAUCUGCCUGAUUAUUACACAAUCAUUAAAAAUCCAAUGGACUUGAACACCAUCAAAAAGCGCCUGGAGAAUAAUUAUUAUUGGAAGGCAAUGGAGUGUAUUGAAGAUUUCAAUACAAUGUUCACAAACUGCUACGUGUACAAUCGGCCAGGAGAUGAUAUUGUGUUGAUGGCUCAAGCACUCGAGAAGCUGUUCCUGGAGAAAGUGUCAGAGAUGCCCCAGGAUGAGUGUGAGAUCACUGCAGUCACCAACAAGGCACCACUAAAGGGGAGGAGGAAGAUUCCUGCAGUGCUGGGGAAAAUGAGGCCGCAGUCUCCUGUAUCUGAAGUGGUCUUCCAGCAAACCGUGACGGUCAUCCCUUCUGAAGCUCUCCAUACCAUCCACUCUGCUCCACCUCUCUCUCUUCAACUUGAAUCUCAAUUGAAAAAGGGCGUGAAAAGAAAAGCAGACACCACGACCCCGACCGCCUCCACCAUCACAAGCAGCGAGUCGUCCCCGUGCGUCACAGAACCCAAGGUCCUGAAGUUGUUCUCUCGGCGAGGAAGUGGCAGGCCCAUCAAACCUCCCUGCAAAGACCUGCCUGAGUCCCCCCAGCAGCACCAGGUGGGCCGCAAGGUCAAACUCUCAGAGAGACUCAAGCACUGCAGCGGCAUCCUGAAAGAGCUGUUCUCCAAGAAACAUGGGAUGUACGCCUGGCCGUUCUACAAGCCUGUGGACGCCGAGAGGCUCGGCCUUCACGACUAUCACGACAUCAUCCGUGAACCCAUGGACUUGAGCACCAUUAAAAAAAAAAUGGACAACCGGGAAUACACAGACGCAUCACAGUUUGCUGCAGACAUCCGGCUCAUGUUCUCAAAUUGUUACAAAUACAACCCACCUACUCAUGAGGUUGUAGCUAUGGCCAGGAAACUCCAGGACGUUUUUGAGUCACAUUUUGCCAAGAUCCCAGAUGAGCCGAGGACUUUGAGUCAGGGCCAGCCCCCUGUUCCCAAAAGAGGGAAGAAGGAGAGAGCGGACAGCCCGUCCAGCUCUGAGAGCAGCGACACAGAGUCCUCUAUAUCAGAAAGCUCAUCCGACUCUGAGGAAGAUGAAGAGGAGAGAGCAAAACGCCUGGCAACUUUGGAGGAGCAGCUAAAAGCAGUGCGGGAACAGCUGCAGUUACUGACACAAACGCCGUUAUUGAAGCCGAAGAAGAAAGAGAAGUCGAAAAAGGAGAAAAAGAAAAAAAAGGACAAGAGGAAGGGCGGUGAAGUGAAGAAAGGAGUUCCAUCAAAAGUGCAAAAGAAGGCCAAAAACAGCAAGCCAUCAGGGCGGCAUAAAGAAGGAGGGUUCGAGUGUGAAGAGGAAGUACCUGCUCUGCCCAUGUCCUACGAAGACAAGCGACGCCUGAGUCUGGACAUCAACAAGCUCCCCGGUGACAAACUGGGCAAAGUGGUAAACAUCAUCAAGGCUAGAGAGCCCACUCUUAGAGACACAGACCCAGAAGAGAUCGAGAUCGACUUUGAGAUGCUGAAGCCCUCUACACUUCAGGCACUGCAGAACUUCGUCAUGACAUGCCUCAGAAAGAGGCCUAAGAAGCUUGGCGUGAAAAAGCCUCAAAAGCAUAAGCCGGAGAAGAAGAAGGAGACAGAGAAACAGCCUGGCGUUGACGAGCCAAGCUCGACCAAGUCACACAAGUCAAAGGGUGAGGCAGCAGAGUCUAAGGAUCUGACCCGGCCUUCCCGCCUCAGCGACAGCAGCAGCAGCAGCAGCAGCAGCUCUGACUCCAGCUCAGACAGCAGUAGUUCUGACUCUAGCUCUUCUGAUAGCAGUGACUCUGACUCAGAGCAGAAAGCUAAGAAGAAGCAAAACAAAGUCCCUGGGCGUGGCAACAAGAGUAAAAAUAAGGCAUCGAAGCGGAGUGGACACCCUGAGCUGAAGGAGCCUUGCCGGAUGCGGCUUUCGUCCGGGCAGCCCGUGCCCUCGGCAGCGGACUCCAAAGAGCCGUCUGCACAGACGGAGACGGAGCGGGUCGCCAUGCCACCCGCCGAGGAGGCUCUGCCAGCACCGCCAGCCCUGCACAGCCGGCUGCCUCCUCAGCCCUCCAGACCCAGUGCCAAAGCAGCUCCUCUGAUUCGCAAGACCUGGACGGCCCCCCUGCUUCCACUUUCCCUCACUUUGCCUUCAGAACAGGACCCCCAUCAUCCUCAUCCUCCUCCAUCUCCCAUUCCCUUCCCCAACAGCCUCAUUACAGGCUCCCCUAAACCCUCCCCGCCCACUGUCUGCCCACAUCCAUCUGCUUCUCCCACUCCCACUCAGCCCCAGAGCGCAGCAGAGCCCCUGUUCACAUGCCCGUCCCCGGGACCCCCUCUCCCCACUUCACAGGAUCCCCCGGCAGCCUCCCCCCUCCCUGCCGCCUCAGAGAAGCCUGUGCUGAAAGCUCAGCAGGAAGGGUUCCCCACCCUUCUUUCUCCGCUCUCCACUCCUCCCGGGCUGCCCCCCACGGACCCCGCCCCAUCUGGCGCAAAAUCACAGCUCAUCGUCAAGAAUGAGCAGUGUCCUGGGCGGUCCCCCCCAGCCCGUGUGAGGGAAGAGCAGGGAGCUCCAGACGCAGUGAGAGAGUCCUCGGCUCAGCUGCACAAACCGCCUGGCUCUAAAGCUGCAGAAGGAGGUGAACUCUGCAAACCCAGCCAAGACCCCAAAUCCAGUGCUCAGAAAACGGAUAUCGUUCUGAAGAAUGCAGACUCCUGGGCAAGCCUGGGCAAGAUGGCCACUCUCACUCCCUCCACCAUCCGGUCCUCCAAGGAGAGUUUCCAGCAAUUCCGCAAAGCUGCCAUGGAGAAGGAGGAGCGAGAGCGGGCGCGCAAACUCCAGACUGAGGCAGGGAAAGAGAAAGAGAAGAGCACUUCAGACAAAAGCAGCGUGACGCAGCAGCUCACAAAGCCCAAGCUGGAGAGCCAGGCUUCCAAAGCAGAAGUGGAAUCUGCAGAACUUCCUAUUAUGGCAGCUAUCUUAGACCCCCCAAAAACCCCAGAGUCCCCCAGUCCUGCUCAGAGCUCUGUGGACCGCGAGCGAGAAAUGGCCCGUAAGAGAGAGCAGGAGAGACGCAGACGAGAAGCUAUGUCUGGAAUCAUAGAUAUGACCAUGCAGAGCGACAUCAUGGCGACCUUCGAGAAGAACCUGGACUGAACUUGAUUUGUUAUUGUAAAAAAAAGAAAAGAAAAAAAGAAGAAUUGUUGUUGGUAUUUAAGAAAAAAAGCUAGAAAAGCUACUUCGUGUGAUAUGCUAACAUGGUGGCCUGUGUGCUGUCCUCUUCCUGAGAUGUUCAGUGAGUCCUGGUGACUGAAACGGGUUUCAAGUGCUUUGUUAGGGGCAAAAUCGUACAAUAUGGUAACCUCAUUUUACUUUAGCACAUUUGUACUGAAGUGAUAUUCGAUACGUCGAGUACAGAAAAACUGAAGAGAUUCAGAUGUGGGUGGAGCUAGAUGCACUUUUUAUUUCUUAAUUCAGUUUUCAUUUUGUCGGUUUGUCCCUGCCCCCUCUUUUUGGGUUGUGGUUCGGGUUCUGGUUCUGACUCAGGUCUGAAAUGCACGUUUGCUGCUUUAUUUGUGGAGGGGCAGGCUGAAACGCUUGGUGUAUGAAGGCUAAUAUGAAGGAGAAUAGCGGUUGCCCCCUCAUGUGCACACUUCCCACCUUUCAUUAUUAUUAUUUUUUUUUAUAUAUAUUGAGUAACUUUGUGUUUUCUACUUUUUGUACUUCUUUUGUUAUAUACAUGUCAUUUGGCACAUUCCAUGAAUAUGUCCCCUGAUGGAUGUAUGAUGUAUGUGGUGGUUUUGCACUAGGGUGUUUGCAGUCGUAUUUCUCUUCAUACAGCAAGUUACACAGAAAAAUGUUUUUUUUUUUUUUUUUUUUUUUUUAUUGUCCUAUUUAUCAAUGUUAUUUUUGUUUCUUUGUUUCUGUAGUACCGGUACUGUUGUAAUAUCUGCAUUUAUAUUGUGUAAUAUAAAUAUUAUCAUUAUUGUUAUUCAGAAGACAGAUGUUAUAGUUUUGCCAAAUGUCAAUCAGCGUUUUCAACAAAGCAGAUUUACUUUUCCACUUACAUCUUCUUGGAAGAACAGUGCCAUUACCUUGUAAAUCCGGAGAGACUGGGAACAAUGGGGUGCCUAAACUUCUUCUUGAGCGACUUCUGGCCAGCGCUGAGCUUCACUCAGGCCCAGGGGCUGGGCUCAGAGGACGCAGUGCAGCACUGAACAUGUCAUGGUCAAUUCUGCAGUGCUUUUCCUUCUACACUCAGUCACUUACACACACCACACACAUACACACACACACACUUCACCACGCAAGCACUUUACUAUCCCAGUGGAACUAAGGGAAACAAGACUGUGUUAUUUGAAAGUUAAGCUAGAUCAAUAAAUAAAUAAUAAAUAUUUUCAUUUAAA